Molecule: messenger RNA, 1203 nt
Organism: Monosiga brevicollis MX1
Lineage: Eukaryota; Choanoflagellata; Craspedida; Salpingoecidae
Exons: 9
Coding region: 1-1203 (400 amino acids)
Molecular function (GO): GTP binding; GTPase activity
Source: RefSeq, a predicted model, not a curated record
AUGUUCUCGUUAAUGCAGAACGCGGCUCUGUCGUGUCGGGGCACGGGGCAGGCGCCACGCGAGACCAAGCUCAUGUUUUUGGGGCUGGACAACUCGGGCAAGACCAGCCUCUUGGCCCUUCUCAAUCGAGAACCGCUGAGUGACGUGACCUCGACCAUUGGAUUCAAUGCGGUCAAGCUACGCAUCCUUGAUCAGCCGUGCGAGGUUUAUGAUGUGGGUGGCAACGCUCGCAUCCGCGACAUUUGGCCCAACUAUUUUGCCGAGGUCCACGGAGUCGUCUACGUGGUUGAUGCUUCCGACGAGAGCCGGCUUAACGAGGCUCGCGACGCGCUCUGGAGUUCCCUUCAACACGACUACCUGUCUGGCAAGCCCGUGCUGGUUCUGGUAAACAAGCGUGAUCUAACUGGGAGCAUCGAUAGUCGUACCAUCGCGCAGCGACUGGCUCUUAAUCAACUGGCAUCAAUGAAGAACAAAUCUGUACUUCAUGUGACCGACUGUACCCUGACAGACAGCAAGCGGUCGCGCGUGGCCGUGCUGGAUGGCUUUCGCUGGCUGCUACAGCGUGUGGAGGAGGACUUGGAAAUACUUGAGCCUCGUCGCCGCGAGCAGUGUGCUCUUCAAGCCGAACAGGAGGCCCGUGAGAGGUCGGAGAAGCGGGAACGGGUGCGUCAGCAGCGGGAAGCACGGGCGCGCCAGCAAGAGCAAGACGAACUUGCCGCACAGCGCCAGGCCGAAACGGUGGAAUUUUACGUCGCACCGUUGGUCCUGCUUGAGAGGCUACAAGCUUCCAUCCAAGCGAAUCCACCCGCAGAGACCCGCCUUGCCUGGGACGCCACCAGCGUGCCCUUGUAUCGUGCCAGUUUAGAACACGGCUGGCUGACACUGUGCAAGCAAGCACGGCAGGGUGAGGCGUUUGGCUUGGCCACAGUGGCCCAGGCCAUUGCCACCCACUACUGGCAAGCCAUCGGUGGCAUGGUGGGUCGACCGGUUGCAGUACACCCCAAGCCCGAGAAGAGCCAGUACUACCCUUUGUGUCUCACGUGUCCCUUUUUUGCCGUUUACGACAGGGCUCAGCACCCCUCGACUGGCUGGAACACGGCCCCUUUCGGCCAGCAGCUCAGACCUCGCAUGAAGUCUUUUGCGAAUUACAUCCGCCCUACAAGCACUUGCCAGUACACGAUGCUUGAGUACAAGGACCUGUAG